AUGGAAGUGGAUGAAACGAAGCGAGCCGAAGGAUCGUGUGGAUGGAUUCCAUACACUCCGAACAACAUUCAUCCAAAAGACCAACCGCUUCUCGACAUUUCCUCUCAAGCUAUUUGGUGUCUUUCCAGUUGUAAAAACGGGUACGGCGUCGACGAGCUCAUGUCGGAUAGCGUUGAGAAAUACUGGCAAAGCGAUGGUCCCCAACCGCAUACAAUUCAUUUGGAGUUUCAGAAAAAGACCGAUGUGGCCAUGAUGAUGUUUUAUCUCGAUUUCAAGAAUGACGAAUCCUAUACACCGUCCAAAAUUCAAGUAAAAAUGGGGUCAUCUCACCAAGAUAUAUUCUUCCGUACCACUCAAUCAUUCAAUGAGCCACAAGGAUGGACUUAUAUCGAUUUGCGGGAUAAGAAUAAACGACCGCAACGUGUUUUCUGGAUUCAGAUUCAAGUCAUUCAGAAUCAUCAGAAUGGACGGGAUACUCAUAUCAGACACGUCCGCGUGCUCGGCCCCGAACGAUCUCGUGUCUCACCCACAAAUCGAAUAUUCACUGGAGAACCACACGGAACAUUCCCCGAUCCAAAUAUCGUCGAUUACGAAGAUGAGGAUUUCGCCUCGUUUGUAGACCACUCACUCAUCCAUUUAUCUCUUCGAUAG
This is a messenger RNA of Caenorhabditis remanei, 651 nucleotides long. RefSeq lists its product as uncharacterized. Gene Ontology annotation, biological process: protein K11-linked ubiquitination; anaphase-promoting complex-dependent catabolic process. Lineage: Eukaryota; Metazoa; Nematoda; Chromadorea; Rhabditida; Rhabditidae. Bases 1 to 651 code for a protein of 216 amino acids. The record is from RefSeq and is a predicted model, not a curated record. Gene Ontology annotation, cellular component: anaphase-promoting complex. The transcript is spliced from 4 exons.